Messenger RNA from Solanum tuberosum (potato), 448 nucleotides. RefSeq names its product polygalacturonase-like. The annotation marks the transcript as partial. The transcript has 2 exons. Gene Ontology annotation, biological process: carbohydrate metabolic process. Lineage: Eukaryota; Viridiplantae; Streptophyta; Magnoliopsida; Solanales; Solanaceae. Gene Ontology annotation, molecular function: polygalacturonase activity. The record is from RefSeq and is a predicted model, not a curated record.
CAUUGGAAGCUUAGGUUGGGAAUCUCAAGAGCAAGGAGUACAAAAUGUGACAGUUAAGAUGGUUACCUUUACGAGUACUGAGAAUGGUGUGAGAGUAAAAACAUGGGCAAGACCUAGCAAUGGUUUUGUUAGAAAUGUUUUAUUUCAACAUAUUGUUAUGACUAAUGUUCAAAAUCCAAUAAUCAUAGAUCAAAAUUAUUGUCCUAAUCAUGAAAGUUGUCCUAAUCAGGGCUCAGGUGUAAAGAUAAGUGAUGUAACGUAUGAAGACAUACAUGGAACAUCAGCUACAGAAAUCGCGGUGAAAUUAGAUUGUAGCAAAACAAAUCCAUGUAGUGGAAUAACACUUGAAGAUGUGGAUCUUAGUUAUAAAAAUGGUAGAGCUGAAGCUUCAUGUGUUAAUGCUGGAGGAAGAGCUUCUGGUUUUGAAGAACUUAGUAGAUGCUUAUAA